AUGUGUCGUCUUUUAGUGCCCUUAUUAAUUGCGCUGUGCGUAGACUUGGGAUUUUGCUAUGUUAACCUUGCCGAUAUAGAAUGCGGGGUGCAAACUGCGCGAAGGGGGCGCAUUGUGGGGGGGUCGGACAGCGCGCCAGGGGAAAUCCCCUGGGCUGCCAGUGUCUGGCGCCAGGGGACGCAUCAGUGCGGAGCGACGGUGAUCAACGACAGAUGGCUCCUGACGGCCGGUCACUGCAUUUGCAGCGUAUUUGACGAGUUCUACAAAUCUAAACAACUGACGGUGGUGGCUGGUUAUACAGACCUUUCAAGCAACGAUGUGAACCAACCACUGUCAAGGAUUUUGCCACACCCUGACUACAGAUGCAACAGAAAGCCAAAUGACGUAGCUCUCUUGAAAACCCUCCGGCAACUAGUUUGGACUAGUGAACUGCGACCCGCCUGUUUACCUCAAUCUUCUUCAUCGGAUUUCAGCGGGAUACAAGCCAUCGUCGCAGGUUGGGGCUUCACCAAUGAGGACCGGGGUAUAGGCACCAGGCCAAACAUUCUACAAAAGACUGACGUGGUUGUUGUCACCAACGACGAGUGCAACAGCUGGUACGAAUCACAGGGUAGCAAAGUGAAGAUUGUCUCCACUCAAAUGUGUGCUGGACACGAGCAAGGGGGCAGAGACUCUUGCUGGGCUGACAGCGGUGGUCCUUUGAUAGUGCGUGGUAAUAAAGGCCAUUCUAUGGUCGUUGGUGUGGUUUCGACAGGCAGCGGCUGUGCUAGGGCAAAAAUGCCUGGAAUAUAUACUAGAGUGUCCAGGUAUACGAACUGGAUUGUUGAAAAUGUAAACAGUGAUGAUACGAGAGCCGGUUUCAGAUUGUUCCCAAGAAGAGGA
Messenger RNA from Iphiclides podalirius (scarce swallowtail), 882 nucleotides. Lineage: Eukaryota; Metazoa; Arthropoda; Insecta; Lepidoptera; Papilionidae. The record is from the annotation of a GenBank genome assembly.